Lepus europaeus (European hare) is the source of this 606-nucleotide messenger RNA. It is a transcript of the gene CIMIP2C, whose product is annotated as ciliary microtubule inner protein 2C. The transcript has 4 exons. Bases 1 to 606 code for a protein of 201 amino acids. The record is from RefSeq and is a predicted model, not a curated record. NCBI's taxonomy places the organism in Eukaryota, Metazoa, Chordata, Mammalia, Lagomorpha, Leporidae.
AUGGCCUCUCGCAGCGCGGGCACCCUGCUGACCGAGUUCAAUGCCGCCUACGUGCCCCCCGGCCUCAUGCCCGGGUACCAAGGCCAUGUUCCCUCUGUGGCUUUCUCCUUCGGCUCCUCCUACGGCACUGCCACCCUCAAGUACUUCCAGGACCACCGCUUCACAGCCAUGCAGAAGGGCCAGGCUCUGCUCGGCCGCAGCGGCCACUUCCCCACCGUCUUCUCCUCCGACCCCACCCUGGGGCUCACGGAGCGCACACUCAGCCGGGCUCGCCGACUGCACGCGCCCACCUACACACGCUUCAACCUGGACAGCAGCCGCUCCGCCAAGCUCGCUCACUUCUAUCAGAUGGCACAGCAGCACCGGAAUUACUACCGAGACAAGACGGGCACGGUGCCCCGGGUGCCCUACUUCGUGCUGCCUGUGAAGGAACAGGACCGAUACCGCAUCCCCACCGACCUGCCUCCUCUGAGUCCGAAGAGUAAGUGGCACCUUUUAAGAGUCUCCCCCGAGAACCUGAAGACGGCCCAGGCCUUCCCGUCGGGGAAGAGGGUCUCUCCGCAGGAGCGGCAGACGCGAGAUUGCUACUUUGAGUUCAGAGCGUGA